CGAGCAGCGUGUUCCGAAUACUCAAUGUUAGUUCGUCCAUAGGGAUUCGUCAUCUAGAAAACUGCAAACGUUACCUUGCAGCGCCGACGUACUGCUGCUACCUACUACCCGCCUAAAUAUCCUGACGUACCCUGAAUCACGCAAGCUCGAAAACAUCGCGUUCGGCUUCCAUUAUCGAGCCCCAAAAAGCCGAUCUGUGCUUGUUACCGCUCAAGCCGACUGGAGGGCUCAACUGUCGUUCUCAAUCGCCAUACAAGAAUUGACUUCAAAUGGUCGUCGAAAUUGAGAAAUUAGGACAUGACCACAACGACUGUGACCGGCACUGGGAGACGCUCUUCUGUACGACUGCCAGACCUUCAAGUACCGGCGACGUCAACAACCUCGCAACAAAUGACCAGUCCAAUAGACAAGUUCCCGCCUUUCAUUGAUGAAGUACCAGAGACUACGACCGAGCCAAGAGAAUCGCAUUCCAAUUCGAUUAGAUAUGCGGCGACAGAUCGCUGGGAGCCACGGAAGCAAGCACAAUUUCCACGGGAUAACAGGCAUCCUACAUUGAAUUCGAAAAGAAGAUCAAGGAAAAGUAUCAGCGAGGCGAUUAGCACAAUUAGAACACGCAAUGGCAGCGUUAGCGCCAAUGCACAAGAGUUGGCCGAGGCCCUUAAAGCCCCGGUAUCAUACAAGCUGAUAGUUCUCUGCCUCAUAUGGUACAUGACCUCCGCCCUGACGAAUACCUCAUCGAAGUCCAUCUUAAAUGCCCUUCCGAAACCAAUAACGCUUACGAUCGUACAAUUUGCCUUCGUAGCAUUCUGGUGCUUGGUCUUGACCUAUUUGGCAACAGUGCUACCCUGGCUGAAAGAUAGCAUACCGGCCCUCAGGAACGGGAUCCGUCCCCCGUCCCGUGAUGUUGUCCUGACAGCUUUGCCUUUGGCAGUGUUCCAGUUAGCUGGCCAUAUACUUAGCUCUAUGGCUACCUCUCAGAUUCCCGUCUCACUCGUCCACACAAUCAAGGGACUCUCACCUCUUUUCACAGUCUUGGCGUAUCGGAUCUUCUUCCGAAUUCGAUAUGCCAAAGCAACAUAUCUUUCUCUUGUCCCAUUGACUUUGGGAGUGAUGCUCGCUUGCUCUACAGGCUUUUCGACAAACUUCUUCGGCAUACUAUGUGCGUUAGUAGCUGCAUUGGUCUUCGUCUCGCAGAACAUAUUUUCGAAGAAGCUGUUCAAUGAAGCGUCUCGUGCAGAGUCAGAGGCAGAACCGUCCAGCCGGCGAAAACUGGAUAAGUUGAACUUGCUUUACUAUUGCUCUGGAUUAGCCUUCAUUCUCACACUACCUAUCUGGUUCAUAAGUGAAGGAUAUCCUUUGAUCUCCGAUAUCAUACAGGAUGGCGCCGUCUCGUUGUCGGGAAAUAGAGGCUCGCUGGAUCAUGGCGCUCUCUUCCUCGAAUUCGUAUUCAACGGGGUGUCGCACUUCGCACAGAAUAUACUGGCGUUUGUCCUCUUAUCUAUGAUAUCACCAGUUUCUUACUCCGUCGCAUCUUUGGUGAAAAGAGUUUUCGUGAUUGUCGUUGCGAUCAUUUGGUUUGGAAGCUCGACGACAUCCGUUCAAGGCUUUGGAAUCGCUCUUACCUUUAUUGGACUCUACCUCUACGAUCGCAAUAGCCAUGAUGACCUAGCGGAUCAGAGAGCAAAUGCUGACCACUUUCGCACAAGGGAAACCAUUCUUCCCCUGAAUGUCCAGACGGCAGGCAAAGCAUGGGACUCAAAUGGCUAUGGCGCCUCGGCAAACAAGGUCUCUCACUAUCACUCACCAGAUGGCCCUGCCUCACAUACCACAAGUACGCCUAAGAAAGAUGAUGAUGACCAGGGCCGUAUCCGUCCCAGAGGAGGCAGUAGCUCCCGGGUGUGGCUACCUCCAGGCACAAAGCAAGAGACCACUUGGAAGCCGAAUGAUUCCUAGUUCUCCCCUGUCUUAGUUGUCAUUCUCAGUCUUUGUUCUAUAAUAUCCGCUAUCUAGUUAUAUUUUGAGAUUCGAAUGUAGCAUAUUACC
Molecule: messenger RNA, 2043 nt
Organism: Aspergillus neoniger CBS 115656
Lineage: Eukaryota; Fungi; Ascomycota; Eurotiomycetes; Eurotiales; Aspergillaceae
Product: putative ER to Golgi transport protein (Sly41)
Exons: 3
Coding region: 298-1953 (551 amino acids)
Biological process (GO): phosphoenolpyruvate transmembrane import into Golgi lumen
Cellular component (GO): endoplasmic reticulum; Golgi apparatus
Molecular function (GO): antiporter activity; phosphoenolpyruvate transmembrane transporter activity
Source: RefSeq, a predicted model, not a curated record